Molecule: messenger RNA, 1829 nt
Organism: Leptonychotes weddellii (Weddell seal)
Lineage: Eukaryota; Metazoa; Chordata; Mammalia; Carnivora; Phocidae
Source: RefSeq, a predicted model, not a curated record
CCCGCCGGCUCCUCAGACAGCGGCUCGCAGGUCCUCCAGCCUUCCAGCGAGAAGAAAGAAAGAGCGUCACCGGAAACCACCGAAACUCUGGGGUAGAGCGGCACGCGUUGUUCCCCUUUUCCUCUUCCUGGCUGUCCGUCCUCCUGCGAGAAAGGGCCGUGGGCUCCCCCUCUGUCCCGGCGGCCAGCGGGAGCCGCAAGAAGCCGCCGUGGACUCUCGGCGGCGUUAGAUUGCGUUGACCCAGAGCUCUGAGACUCCUCAGUACAAUGACUCAAGCAGAAAUUAAACUUUGCUCUUUGUUGCUGCAAGAGCAUUUUGGAGAGAUUGUAGAAAAAAUUGGAGUCCACCUAAUCAGAACUGGCAGCCAGCCACUGAGAGUAAUUGCCCACGACACAGGAACAUCACUGGAUCAGGUGAAAAAAGCCCUUUGUGUACUCAUCCAACAUAACCUGGUGAUAUAUCAAGUGCACAAACGUGGUGUAGUGGAGUAUGAAGCCCAGUGCAGCCGGGUAUUGCGAAUGCUUAGGUAUCCCCGGUACAUCUAUACUGCCAAAACACUGUAUAGUGACACUGGAGAGCUCAUUGUGGAGGAGCUGCUAUUGAAUGGCAAAAUGACAAUGUCAGCUGUUGUGAAGAAAGUGGCAGACCGACUCACGGAGACUAUGGAAGAUGGCAAGACCAUGGACUAUGCUGAGGUAUCAAACACAUUUGUGCGGCUAGCAGACACACACUUUGUACAGCGUUGCCCCUGGGUGCCUGCCACUGAGAAUUCAGACCCGGGGCCACCGCCACCUGCCCCCAUUCUUGUCAUCAGUGAAAAGGACAUGUACCUGGUUCCUAAACUGAGCUUGAUCGGGAAAGGUAAAAGGAGAAGAUCAUCUGAUGAAGAUGCUGCUGGGGAGCCCAAAGCCAAGAGACCAAAAUACAGCACAGAUAACAAAGAGCCCGUUCCAGAUGAUGGGAUUUAUUGGCAGGCCAACCUUGACAGAUUCCACCAGCACUUCCGUGACCAAGCCAUUGUCAGCGCAGUUGCCAACAGGAUGGACCAGUUCACUUUUCAAACCCAGACCAGCAGCGAGGUCGUGCGGACCAUGCUUCGGAUGAGUGAGAUUACCACUCCCUCUACUGACCCCUUCACCCAGCCACUGUCUUCCAAUGAGAUCUUCAGAUCCCUACCUGUUGGCUAUAACAUCUCUAAACAAGUUCUCGAUCAGUAUCUGACUCUACUGGCAGAUGAUCCACUAGAGUUUGUUGGAAAGUCUGGCGACAGUGGUGGAGGAAUGUAUGUCAUCAACCUGCAUAAAGCUCUAGGAUCCCUAGCCACAGCCACUCUGGAGUCUGUCGUACAGGAGAGGUUUGGGUCUCGCUGUGCCAGAAUAUUCCGUCUAGUUUUGCAAAAGAAACACCUGGAACAGAAGCAGGUAGAAGACUUUGCAAUGAUUCCAGCAAAGGAGGCAAAGGAUAUGCUUUACAAGAUGCUCUCAGGAAAUUUCAUAUCACUCCAGGAAAUUCCCAAAACGCCAGACCAUGCCCCAUCCAGGACCUUCUAUUUAUAUACUGUGAACAUCCUGUCAGCUGCCCGAAUGUUGCUGCACAGGUGCUACAAGAGCAUAGCCAACUUGAUAGAAAGGAGACAGUUUGAAACCAAAGAGAACAAGCGUCUACUAGAAAAGUCUCAGAGGGUGGAAGCCAUCAUUGCAUCUAUGCAGGCUACAGGUGCAGAGGAGGUACAGCUCCAAGAAAUAGAGGAGAUGAUCACAGCCCCCGAACGCCAGCAGCUAGAAACCCUGAAGCGCAAUGUCAACAAGUAAGCAUCAUAAAUCUCAAAC